AUGUUCUGCUAUGCCCAUGCAAACCAUGCAUACCAAAACAUACAAGCAGUAAGGCAAUGUUAUUAUCAUACAAACGAGUGUAAGGAUGUUAAUCCUAGCCCACCGACAGGAAUCUUAUGGAGGUUACUACCAAUUGUCUUCUUCAUCUUCGCCCGGACGCAUCAGGAACGGAUUGUCGUCCAGGUCGAGUGCUGGAUCUCCUUCAACUGUUUCGUCGUUACUAUUGUCGCCGGCAGUUUACUCCGGGGUCGAAGUGGGGUUCCUGCUCGCCGUUGUCUCUAG
Molecule: messenger RNA, 282 nt
Organism: Laccaria bicolor S238N-H82
Lineage: Eukaryota; Fungi; Basidiomycota; Agaricomycetes; Agaricales; Hydnangiaceae
Exons: 1
Coding region: 1-282 (93 amino acids)
Source: RefSeq, a predicted model, not a curated record